Sebastes umbrosus (honeycomb rockfish) is the source of this 1789-nucleotide messenger RNA. RefSeq lists its product as uncharacterized. Bases 339 to 1007 code for a protein of 222 amino acids. The transcript is spliced from 6 exons. Lineage: Eukaryota; Metazoa; Chordata; Actinopteri; Perciformes; Sebastidae. The record is from RefSeq and is a predicted model, not a curated record.
CUCAUUUCCUUUUUAUUCCUUAUUAGUAGACAUAAAACUGAAAGCUAGUGGUUUUACACAUUGCAUAAUAUCUUCGCGCGUAUUCAUGCAGUGGAAGCAGUAACAUGGACUCCAUUUGUACUUGAUUACUCAGACAGUGACUGAAAACAAAACCUACUAGGAUUCUAUUGUUAGACGGAGUGAGGACCCUAAUAAAGGUGUGUUUUACAGAUGUGACUAACUGUGUUUGCAACCAGCAAAACAGCACCGCGUUGCAAAGACACGAGAGAGGCAUUCCUGCAAACUGAGGAGACAUUCACAUCAACAUACAUCAGCUCUGUAGGUCGAUGCAGUGAAGAAUGUCAAGAUCAGCAGCUGGUGUGUCACUGGUGGUUACUGUGACACUGUUGUGUCUUUCAGCGGGUGUGAAUCCAUCCACAGCCAGUGCAACGCAGGACGUCUUCCAGGCAGAGGAAGGCAGUAACGUCACACUGACAUGCCAGUUUCCUCUCAAGACUCACACGCCUGCCACCAGGCUGAAUAUAGACAUUAUAUGUAUGAACCUAGGGAGGUUGAUCUACCGUUAUGACAGUGAGUCCGAGGCUGAGCUGUAUGAAGAUGAGCUCUACAGAGGACGAGUGUUGUGCGAUCUAGAGCUCCUCAAGAAAGGACGGAUUGAAUGUCUCUUCACUGAUCUGAGACUCAACGACACCAGCGCAUACAUCUUUAUUGUUGUGAUUAACAGAGUUAGUCACGGCGAUAAGUGCGUCCUCAAAGUUACAGAACCCAACUCUGUUAAAACCUGGACAACAGAGACGCCGCCGCAUCCCACAAGAGAUGUCCGAACUCCAGGUUCAAAUGAGACGGAUGUUAAAGGUGGUCGGCUCCGUCUGAUCGUUCUGGUCCCGGUUCUGGUUGUGGUCCUGAUCCUGGGCGGAGGAGUCGCUGGAUAUUUACUCAAACACAAGUGUCAAAAACAAAAUCGUCCGGAGUAUGACGUCGCCCCAGCUGAACCUCUUCCAGUCUAGGUGCCUUGCUCAGAGGCACGUCGGUAGUUUAAUAAUGGAGAGCAGCGUGUCCAGCCAGCCACAAGUGGACCGACCAGAUCAGCAGCGUGACGGAUACGGAUCGCCGUCGGAGAGAACGUACAGUAAGUCUGAUUAGAAGAUGACCUUUUUAACGCUUGAUGACUGAGUGACUUUGCACCAAAACGCUGGAGGAAUCCGGGCUUCACAUUAAAAAGGUGGAUUUAAAAGCGACGCCUGCUAAAAACAGAUGGAUUUUCUUCCUGCACAUGUUUGGAUUAAACUGAGAGAAGAACUGUGAACUCUCUUCAGCACCAGGAUCACGUUUCAUCUACUUUUUCUAUCAAGAGAAGACGGACUUAAUGUCAGCACUACUGUUAUUUAUUAUAUAUGUUAUUAUACUAUUAGAGUUACAGUUUGACUUCACCAUGAUGGACAGAAAAUACGACAAAGGUGUUUUUUUUUUUUAAUCCAAACCUUCUUUAUCAUGAUGUCAUUUAUCACUGUGAGUGAAAUACUACUGCAUGUUGUUGUAGUACAUAGGGAUGUCAUACUUUAACUACCGGCUCAGCAAGGCAAAGAUGACCGUGGAGAGGGCAUUUGGCCAUCUCAAGGGAAGAUGGCGGUGUUUAAUGAAGAGAUAUGAUUGCCAUAUUGACAACAUCAACACCACCAUCACAGCCUGCUGCGUGCGUCGUAAUUUUUGUGAAGUAAACGAGGAGCAAUAUGAUGAAGACUUCGAUGUUUAUGGAGACAAUGAGGUGGCUGAAUGUAAUCCCCUUCAG